This is a messenger RNA of Anguilla anguilla (European eel), 2878 nucleotides long. RefSeq names its product src-like-adapter 2. Gene Ontology annotation, molecular function: protein binding. The record is from RefSeq and is a predicted model, not a curated record. The transcript has 8 exons. The coding region runs from base 309 to 1112 and encodes 267 amino acids. NCBI's taxonomy places the organism in Eukaryota, Metazoa, Chordata, Actinopteri, Anguilliformes, Anguillidae.
UUGCAUCUCACACACCACCUGCUUAGGUCCCUCAUCAAAGCACAACACGGAGGUGGAGUGCCUCACUUUCUCUACCAGACGUUGUGGAAUAACCCGCGUGUACUCACGUAUGCGUAUGCUCAUGCACUCCCAACUCACUGGAGAAACAUAGAUAUACUGCUGUUCCACAGCAUACAGCACAGCAGUGUGUCACCUCUUUCUCACCAGCUAUCAGCUCCAGAAGAACAGGGCUACUGAGGACAAAUUGUUGAAACACAAUGCACCCACAGAGCCUCCCCAUCGCAGGAGUGUAAGAGCCCCGAUCCAACAUGGGGAGUCGUUCCAGCAAAGAUCGCCGGAGCUCCAACUCGCAGGCUUCUCUUCUGAGCCAGGAAGUGAAUGCUGAGCCCGCCGCAGUGGAUGAUAACAGACAUGUCGUGGUGUCUCUGUACAACUAUCCCUCUGAAGAACUAACGGACUGCCUCAUUCGUGUGGGAGAGAAGCUCAACAUCCUAUCAGAAGAAGGUGAUUGGUGGUGGGUGAGUUCCUCAGCAACAGGCAAGGAAAGCUACAUCCCUAGCAACUAUACUGCCAAAGUGUUCCACAGGUGGCAAUUUAAGGGCAUCAGUAGAGAGAAGGCAGAGGAGCUGCUGCUGCUCCCUUACAACCAGGCUGGGUCCUUCUUGAUCCGGGAGAGCCAGACCUGCAUUGGUACCCACUCCCUGUCUAUAAAAAGGAGCAUAGGCUCUGGCAGAGCCUCUGUGAAACAUUAUCGCAUACACCAGCUGCAAAACGGCUGGUACUACAUCUCGCCCAGGCUCACUUUCUCCUCUCUGACCCAGCUGGUGGACCACUACUCUGAGGUGGCUGAUGGACUCUGCUGUUUGCUGGGAGAACCAUGCUUCAUCUUUGGAUCUAACAAUGUCCCCGUGACCACCAGCGCACCACCAAUGGCCGUAAGGAAGGCCACCCUCAACUGGAAGGAUGUGGACAGCUCCAUGAUUUUCAGCAAGGACAAAGUGGACACAGAAGAAUCCCUGGUCAGUGAGGGGCUAAGGGAAGCCAUCAACUCAUAUUUGUUCAUGACAAAUGAAGGGAACUGUGAGGACUGUGAGCUCAGCUGGAAUACCUGAAAAUGAAGACCAGUUUCACUCCUCAAGGAGAGUUCACUAGUGACAACAAAGAUAAUGGCAGGAGCAGGCUUGUGCACAGAGACCAAGCUACAAGACCUUCUGCCUGUUUACAAGAGGGCAUACAGACGCUCCCUUUUUCAGUAGACAACAUGUUUCUGAAGGUAGACUUUUUCAAUUCCAAGACCCAGCCUCUACAAGGCUCUAAAAUGGAGGCUACUUUUGCAUAAUUGCCAUUUUGAAUGGGUUUUAACAAAGGGGAAAAGUACUACAGAACAAAAGAGCAUACCGGAGCUGCUGUAUGCAUCAUCCAACACUCUGAAGAGGUGAAUGGAAGAUCGGUUUCUACUACGUUAUCUUUUUGGUCAAACGGAGGACUGAUCAUAGAGCUAAAUAACUGUACACCUCAGAUUGCACCAAUGGUUUGAAUGGACACUAGACCCAAAGUGACAGUACAAGACAUUUUGUGUAAAUGAAGAGAGCACAUUGUAUAGUGAGUAAAAUGGUGUGAAUGGUCUGUUUGGGGAACAUCAGAUGCGUGACAAUUCCACUUUGAACAUUCUGGAACAUUAUCAGCUGGGUGGAGUACCUCAAUCACUUCCUGGAAAGAGCACUCUGCUGAUGCAGGUUUAUCUCAAUGCUUUUCAUCAUGUUAACAUUACUGGCCAGCUGGAUUGCUGCCUAUCACUCAAACUGACUGUCAAAGAAGAAUGUGGUCAUGAUUCCAUGCUUAUUCAAUUCAUGGUAAUCACACUGCACCUGUGGUGAUUUUUUUUUUCUCAUAAAUGUUUAUUUUUUAUCAUCAAACCUAAUUUUUCCAUUCAAUAACCAAUGUCUGAUUACCGCUGAUACAAUGUUCCAGUGAGCUAGGUUCUCAGAUGAUUAGAUUAAACCUAAAAGUGCUUUCACAUUUUCAGUUGAAGUUGAUACUUUUUCAGAUUGAGUCUGUAGAGCUGUGCAAGAUAACUGAAAUAAAUUAAUUGAUAGAACAAAGAAAACAAUGCAUCUGUUGGCAGGUCUUAUUUGUGCAGACACAAACUAAAUAACAAUGUUGCUUCUUGGCAACAGAUAACAGGUUUGGUCUUGACACCAAUUUUUUUUUUUCUCUCUCAAAGACGAACCGCAGCUCAGCAUCGGCACAGGAAAUGGUCAAGGCUGCGUGUAUUGCAACCUUGGAGUGGAAAAUAUAGCCACAGAAGAAUGUGCCAGUUAUAUAUUUUGUCAUAGUUACUGCAAUCACCAAAAGUAAAAAUACAUUUUUAACAUUUCAAACAUUCAUUAUAUGUUGAAUGUAAUCCAGCAGCUGGCUUAAAAUCAAGAAUUAUUUUUGUAAUUUCAAAGAUCAGCCAUGCUGUAUAUCUCAGAAUUGUCUCCACAAAUAAUCGGAGGGCAACUCAUGUGGCUGCAAUAUCUAGUGCAAAUAAACGUGACAUUUUGUCAUGAAUUAAAAGUGAGGAUAAAUGUGAUAUGAAGUGAGCCAAAAAAAGUAUGUUUAUGCAAUAAAAUACAAUAAGACAGCACAAUCAUAUUAGACUUAAUGCACAUUAUCUGGAUGUUAUAUUUAAUCCUAUUUUAUUAAAACAUUAAAAUAAAUAAAUAAAAUAAAAAUGUUUAUGUCAAUACUGUUUGUGUCAAUAUAAAAUAUAAUCACACAAAUUUGGAGUUUCCUCUUGAAAUAAUGAAACUCAAUGUUAGAUUAAAAUUUAAUUUUUUUGUUGUACUUUGCACAAAUAUCUCCACCCCUAUAAAGACUAUAGGAAAACCAUGAA